AACGAUUGUAAAAUGUAAAAUAUUUUAACUAAUCUCUCAUUAGUGAGUGUUUCAAUAAAAAAUACGCUUGUUUUUAAAAGAUAAAAAGAAGAUUCUUACUUAAUAGAUUCUUGUAAAAAAAUAAUGCUAAUUAUCGAGUUGUGACAGUGCAGUGUGGUGAUAAAUAAUAGUAAAUAGUAAUUAUAUGUAAUAACAAGAGUUUCAUUGAGAAGAUCUUUAUUAUUCAUUGGUUUUUCUAAUAACACUUUUACUAGAUUAUUUACAAUUUCCUUUAUUAAAAUUAUGAUAUUUAUUCAUAAAUAUGAGAAUACAAUUAAAAUACUAAUAAACUAAUAUCAAAAUGGGAUAUAAAAAUUCUAUUCUUUUCAAGAUCAAUCAAACAAUAAUGAAACGUUUGAAUAAAUGAGAUUGAAAUUAAUGAGAAAUGAAUAUAAUGAAUCAGAAACUUUCUACAUCGAAGGAAAUAGAUAUUAUUUCUAUCGAAUCUAAAUCAGAAGAGAAAGAAAGAGAGAGAGAGAGAGAAUACAGACAUGAUCAUUAAAUAACUUCCAUUGUGUCCAAUUAAUAUUGUAUAUCAAUAUAUUAUAAAUAUUGAUAAAUAAGAUAUGAAAGUUCACAGCUCUUAAUUGCGACGUUUGCUUCUUAAUAGAAGUAUAAAGGGAUUGGAAGAAACAAGAAAUUACAAGUCAAUGUCAAAGAUAAAAUUAUUCGAUGUAAAUCAAAGAUCCCAGGAAUAUGCUUAAUAAAUAAAAUGAAAAUGCGUUCGAAACAGUAGAACAGAAGCAGUCCUUGAACAAAUGGAGGAAUGAAGUGAUACGCAUGUUCAACGAAUGCAAAAAACCAGUGAAAUAGCAACGAGACUUUAUUAUAACAUUUCCCAACUGAAUCUUGCCAAUUUAAUGCGAGUCCACUCUCUGCCCAUCCUGCAAUUUUUUUUGCUGAAACGUGGAAACGUGAAAAAUCUACCAUUUUUUUUUUAAAACAAAGAGAAUCGAAGAUACAAUGAAGAACAACAAUACGAAGAGGGAUAGGACGAAAAAUCAUCAAGAAUGACGAUAUUAAACAAUUACACCACGUACAUGUUACUAGCUUGCGAUAAUCUGACCAACUUCUUCAAUCACACUCGUGACCUAACCCUUGACUCGAGAUUAUGGAACACGAGCGAGUUGAGUCAUCCCUUUCAUUCCUACAAUUUAAAGAACAUAACGUGUUUGGAACAGGCGCCACACUCAAAUGGCAACACCCUGUUUAAGUCUCUCAUAUUGACCAUCAUGGCAGUCGUCAGCAUAUUGGCCAAUCUGGCCACCAUAUACUCGAUCGUCAGGUGUCGACGAAGACACCACUCCUGGUCAGCGAUCUACACGUUGAUCCUGCAGCUAGCUGUAGCCGAUCUCUUCGUAUCCGUGUUCUGCAUAGGCGGGGAAGCGAUGUGGAAUUACACCGUGGAAUGGAUAUGGGGAAACGUCGCGUGCAAACUGUUCAAAUUCUUUCAGGUGUUCAGCCUGUAUCUGAGCACGUUCGUGCUUGUGCUGAUCGGUGUGGACAGGUUCUUUGCCAUAAGAUAUCCUAUGAAAGGGAUGAACACCGCUGACAGAUGUUUGAAGUUCAUCGUCGCGGCUUGGAUAUUAUCCUUUGUACUGUCAUUGCCUCAGAUUAUCAUAUUCCGCGUUGUCCAGGGGCCGUUCGUCGAGAAAUUCGAGCAAUGCGUGACCUAUGGAUUUUACACAGAGCCCUGGCAGGAACAGCUCUACGUAUCGUUCGGUUUGUUUUCCAUGUUUCUUCUACCUCUUGGCAUCCUCAUCGCCACCUACGUUUUCACCAUAAUUACAAUAUCUCGGAGCGAAAGAAUGUUCAAAGUGAAAUUGGCCAAUAACGAUAUAUGCCACGUAAACGGAGAUGUAAAUCGAAGGAAAUUAAUGUAUCGAGCAAAAGCUAAAUCAUUGAGGAUCAGUAUAGUUAUAGUGACUGCCUUUAUAUUUUGGUGGACGCCCUAUUACACGAUGAUGAUCAUAUUUAUGUUCUCUUGUCCCGAUAAACAUGUUAGCGAUGAAUUACAAAACAUCAUCUUCUUCUUCGGCAUGAGCAACAGUUUGGUAAAUCCUCUGAUAUACGGGGCGUUCCAUUUGUGGCCGAGAAAGCGUCGGAAUUUCAUGCACAGGGAAAUAUCCACGACUCAACGCAGAUUAACGCCAACCAGUUAUGGGAGUAGUUAUAGACGAGAUUCACGAGAAACGCGUAUACCAAUUUUACCAAAAAAUUGAAAUCGUGUCUAGAAAGAAAGAUAAAUCGUAUCUCGAUUGAUCUUUAUAAGUGUAAGUUUCAAUAAGUUAUUUUUUAAAAAAAACUUUAAUAGAUGGAUGUAAAUAUGUAAUACAGUAGUUAUAAGAUGAAGAAAUUCAAAGUUGAAUUAUAUAACUCUACGUAUGUAAAGUAGUAGUUCAUCUUUCAUAAUUAAUAUAAUGAUUAUUAUAUAUUUUGUAAGAUAGGUUUUUGUAAAAGUAUGUUAUUAAAAUAAGGAUAUAUC
Molecule: messenger RNA, 2524 nt
Organism: Apis mellifera (honey bee)
Lineage: Eukaryota; Metazoa; Arthropoda; Insecta; Hymenoptera; Apidae
Gene: Crzr
Product: corazonin receptor
Exons: 8
Coding region: 1050-2261 (403 amino acids)
Biological process (GO): neuropeptide signaling pathway
Cellular component (GO): membrane
Molecular function (GO): corazonin receptor activity
Source: RefSeq, a predicted model, not a curated record